AUAUAACCAGCAAAUCCCUGCCCGUUUCUUCCAUUCAAGCUAGGGAUAAAGCUCCAAAUCAAGGAAUUUAAUUCACUCAAUUCUUCUUUGAUCAAUCAUGUCUGGUCGUGGAAAGGGGGGCAUGGGUUUGGGAUUGGGUGGCGCCAAACGUCACCAGAAGGUGUUUCAGGACAACAUUCAAGGCAUCACCAAGCCGGCGAUUCGGAGGUUGGCGAGAAGAGGCGGCGUGAAGAGGAUUAGCGGCCGAAUCUACGAGGAAACCCGUGGAGUGCUCGUGAUAUUCCUGGAAAAUGUGAUUCGUGAUGCCGUGACUUACACGGAACAUGCACGGAGGAAGACGGUUACCACCAUGGAUGUGGUUUAUGCUCUGAAGAGGCAAGGUAGGACUCUCUACGAUUUUGGUGGUUGAUUUGUGUAUGAAUCUUGGUUUAAGAUUUGUAUUUAGCCGUCUUGUUAUAACUGUUUGGGCUUCAACAAUAGAAUAUUAAUGCGGUUCAUACCGUGUAUGUUUCACUUUCUAAAUUCUUAAUACAAUUACUUCCAAUUGUCAUAUUUGU
Ipomoea nil (Japanese morning glory) is the source of this 557-nucleotide messenger RNA. Its product is annotated as histone H4-like. Lineage: Eukaryota; Viridiplantae; Streptophyta; Magnoliopsida; Solanales; Convolvulaceae. Gene Ontology annotation, cellular component: nucleosome. Bases 98 to 409 code for a protein of 103 amino acids. The record is from RefSeq and is a predicted model, not a curated record. Gene Ontology annotation, molecular function: protein heterodimerization activity; DNA binding; structural constituent of chromatin. The transcript has a single exon. Gene Ontology annotation, biological process: nucleosome assembly.